Molecule: messenger RNA, 7342 nt
Organism: Scophthalmus maximus (turbot)
Lineage: Eukaryota; Metazoa; Chordata; Actinopteri; Pleuronectiformes; Scophthalmidae
Gene: frem1b
Product: Fras1 related extracellular matrix 1b
Exons: 36
Coding region: 602-7213 (2203 amino acids)
Biological process (GO): cell communication
Cellular component (GO): membrane
Source: RefSeq, a predicted model, not a curated record
UCUCUCUCUCUCUCUCUCUCUCUCUCUCUCUCUCUCUCUCUCUCUCUGUCUCUCUGUCUCUCUCUCUCUCUCUCUCUCUCUCUGGGGUUUUGGCUUUAGGACUCAACCAGUGGAGGAAACUCGCUCGCCCUUUGUUCUUCCUAUCUCACAGUUCACCCCCUCCAGUGUGUGUGUGUGUGUGUGUUGGAUGCCAGACGUCUCGGGGUGACGCUGAGCUGUUGAAUUGGGGGGUGGUGGCAAACGGUGAGUGUUAAGUGUUAUGUGUGACAGCAUUCCUCUUCCUCUGAGCGUGUGCACGAGGUGAAGGAGAAGAAGACGGAGACGAACACAGAAGCUCCCCAACAACUGGAGCAGCAGUGAGUCACUUCCAGCCAUAGCAGCAGCAGCAGCAGCUGCUGGAUCAUUUUACAGCCUGACUCCGACCUCGUCCAACAUUGUGCACUUCUGCAGCGACACCGGGCCGCAGGACGUCCAGGUUGUUGUGACUCCAGACAAAAGAUGAGGAUGUGGUCUGAGGCAGACUGAGACCUGAACCAAGUUUCCCUCACGUCAACUUUCCUCACCUGAGCCUGUGAAACCAGAGGAGCUCACGAUCCUUAAAAUGGCUGCCGUCGGCGUGUUGCUGCGGCUGCUGGCAGCAACGGCCGUCUGCAGCGGGAGUUUGGUCGUGGUGAACUCGGGCGUGGAGGUGGCGAGGGGUCGCUCGGUGUUCGUCACCGAGCAGGAGCUGAAGAUCAGCGUGGAUCCGGGCGCCGACUGUAAGGUGGAGGUGGUGAUGAACGAACCCGUCACUCAGAGAGUGGGCAGGCUGACUCCGCAGGUGUUUGACUGCAGCUUCCUAGACGACGAGGUCAAAUACGUCCACAACGGCAGUCCUCUGCUGGACGAGGACACGGUGAUGCUCCGAGUCUACAGGUUCACGUCCUCAGACACGCUGGUGGAGACGGUGGUUCUGCCGGUGCGGGUGGUGGACGGCGGAUCUGGUGUGGUGGAGCUGGGCGCUGCUCCUCUGGUGGUUCCUCACUUCUACGCUUUGUCCAACGCCAUCGACGGCUCCGUGCUGCGCAUCAGGACCACGGCCGAGCUGCUCUGCACCGUCAGACUGACGACCUCCGACGCCGACGUCCCCGCUCUGGGUCAGCUGGUGAGGGAGGAGGACGCCGCCCAGAGGAAAGGCAGAGAGACGGCGAUGCUCUGUCCCGGAAACAAACCCUGUCGUCACGACACCAAGGAGGUUCGCUUCCUCAAAACCAGCUGCCAGGACUUCCUGACCUCUGGGCUGAAGUACCAGCACCUCAGCCCUCCGUCACCGGAGAUUGACUACAUCCCCAUCAGGGUGGAGCUGAGGGAGCAGGCCACCAGGGCCCUGCUGGAGACAGAGGCGGUAUGGUUGCCGGUUUUGAUCCACGAUGCGGUGCAGAACCAGCCGCCCCAGGCUGCCUUCAUGGCCUCCUUCAUCCUGGAGGUGGACCAGUUCAUCCUCACACCGCUCACCACUGCGGCACUGGACGCCAAGGACCACGAGACGCCGCAGGAGAGGCUGGUCUUCAAUGUGACCGUCCCGCCCCCCGAGGGCUACCUCACCCACCUGGACGACCACACCAAGCCCAUCGGGUCUUUCACCUGGCAGGACCUUCACGAGAUGAUGGUGGCCUACCAGCCUCCAAACAGCAGCCAAUCAAAUCGCAGGAACUAUGAGGUGGAGUUCCAGGCUAUAGACGGUUCCUAUAUGAGCAGCCCACCCAUCAUGGUCCACAUCUCCAUCAGGGCGGCGGAAACAAACGCACCCAGAGUCUCCUGGAACAUGGGUCUGGACCUGUUGGAGGGUCAGUCCCGACCAAUCACGUGGGAGGAGCUGCAGAUAGUCGACAAUGACAACAUCGACAGCGUCUUCCUGGUGGCGGUGGACGGUCCUCUGCACGGGCGUCUCAGUGUCAGAGGCGGGAAGGCGUUCAUGUUCCGCGUGCGCGACCUGAGGGAGGGCGUGGUCGUCUACCACCACUCCGACAGCGACACCACGCGCGACCACGUCGUCUUCCGCAUCAGCGACGGCCGCCACAGCAUCCGCCACAAGUUCCCCAUCAACAUCCUGCCCAAGGACGACUCGCCGCCCUUCCUCAUCAACAACGUGGCGGUGGAGGUGCGGGAGGGCGGCGCCGUGAGGCUGGAGGCGUUGGCGCUGCUGGCCUCCGACCUGGACUCCAGCGACGACUACAUCCUCUACCGGGUGGUGUCCCCGCCCCGGGCCGGGCAGCUGGUGAGGAAGAGCUCCGCCCAGGAGACAGCGCGUCCCGUGGACAGUUUCCUGCAGAGAGAUCUGCUGCAGGGUCAGAUCUUCUACCAGCACUCGGGAGACGAGGAGUUCGAGGACUCCUUUGACUUCACGCUGUCCGACAGCCACCAGCCGCCAAACCUCUCCCAGACACAUACGCUGGUGGUCCAGGUGUUCCCGGUGAAGGACCAGCUGCCGGUGGAGGCGUCCGGCAGCGUUCGCUCUCUGACGGUGAAGGAGACGGACGUGGUUUACAUCACUCAGUCUCACCUGCACUUCACCGACAGAGAACAUCCAGGCAGCGACCUCACCUACGUGGUCACGCAGCCCUGCUUCAGCCCACUGCAUCCUGGGCUGAUGGACGCAGGACGUCUGUUCUACACUGACGUCACCAACGCCAUGAAGAGGGACCACAUGGUGCCGGUGUUAAAGUCCUUCACACAGGUGCAUCACACUCUUCAUCCUUUACUGUUAAAUGCACCAGAUCCAGAUGUUUAUUUGGACCCGCACCAAACUGCAGUUUUAAUGUCUCUCCACGCGCCUCCGUUCUCCCAGCAUGCAGUGCACCACAUGAAGGUGGCCUUCAUGCCUCCGGUGGAGGACAUCGGCCCGGCGCCGCUCUUUGUCCAGUUCGUCUUCUCCGUCAGCGACCACCACGGCGGCACCGUCUCCGGCCUCCUCUUCAACAUCACCAUCACCCCCGUGGACGACCAGGCACCAGAGGCCUUCACCAACCUUCUGCGGGUGGAGGAGGGCGGAGGGGCCUUCGUGACCGAGGAGCACCUCCUGGUGCGGGAUCGGGACAGCGGGGAGGAGGCCCUGAGGGUGGAGCUCCAGAGGACGUCCCGCCACGGUCGACUGGAGCUGCAGGGACGAACGCUGCUGCAGGGAGACGGGUUCACGCUGCCGGACCUGAGAGGACUACGACUCAGGUACAUCCACGACGACUCGGAGACCACGGAGGACGAGGUGCGUCUGAAGGUGACGGACGGUCUGAACUGGGCUCACGUGCUUCUACUCAUCCAGAUCCUGCCGAUGAACGACGAGCCCCCCCAGCUGGGCGGCGGCCUGCGGGGCGAGCUGAGCUGCGAGGAGGGGGGGCGCGUCCAGGUGACAGUGGACUACCUGUCGGCCACGGACCGGGACAGCGACGACUCCAGGCUGACCUACAUGCUGGCCCGCAGGCCGGGCCGAGGGGAGCUGCAGCGAGCCGGACUGGGCGUGGACAGGUUCUCUCAGCAGGACCUGCUGCAGGGACACGUGUACUACGCCCACACAGGAGGAGAGAUCGGACCCGAGCCGGUGUUCGACACCGUCACUCUCAUCAUCUCCGAUGGCGAGGCCGGAGGGACGGAUGGCUGUUGCCACGGAGACGCCCCGCCCCCACCCGUCCCCCUCCAUGGCACGCUUCCUGUGUACGACCUCAACAUCACCGUCCUCCCCGUCAACAACAAAGUCCCCGCUGUCACCCUGGGUGAGUCCCUGCUGGUGGUGGACGAGGGCUCCUCAGCCUGUCUGUGCGGGGGGGUCCUGGGAGCCUCGGACCCCGACAGCCCCCUCGACCAGCUGACCUUCCACCUGGAGACUCCGCCUCUGCACGGCUUCCUGGAGAACACGCUGCCGACGCCCGGAUCUGAGAAGAGCAACGCGGGAGUCCGAGUCGAAUCCUUCAGCUUCGUCCACCUGACGUCUGGUUUGAUCAACUAUGUCCAGUCGGAGCACAAGGGGGCGGAGCCAACUGUCGACCAACUGUCCAUUAGUGUGAGCGAUGGCUUGCAUCGCUCCGCCCCCGUCCCCUUCUACAUCAUCAUCAGUCCAACCAACGACGAGACGCCGUCUCUGCUGCUCGCCAACUUCUCCGUGAAGGAGGGCGGGAUCAGGGAGCUGACUCCGCCCCUACUGAACGGUCUGGACCUGGACGCCCCUCCGGACCUGCUGACCUUCACGGUGCUGCAGCCGCCGGCUCACGGACGCCUCAUCAACGGCAUCUACGGCGGCGAGAAGAGUCGCUACACGGAGAUGGGCGGCGUCCUGCGGCAGAGCCUCACCGUCGCCUCGUUCACUCUGCAGGAGCUGCGACAAGGCAUGAAGAUCAUGUACAUGCAUGAUGACACAGAAACCCUGGAGGACGUUGUGGCUCUGCAGCUGACAGAUGGCGUCCACACAGUUCGGGGGACGGCUCAGAUCACCGUGCUGCCGGUCAACGACGAGAAGCCACGACUGCUCAAGAACGCUGGGUUGGAGGUGGACUCCGGUGAGCGCAGGGUGAUUUCCAGCGUGUCUCUGGAGGCCGAGGACGUGGACACGCCCCCCAACCAGGUGUUCUACUUCAUCAACGCUGCGCCGCGGUUUGGGAACCUGCAGCUGAAGACGGAGUCGGGUUGGACCGAGCUGUCGGCCGGUCGCAACUUCACUCAGGACGACGUGGAGAUGAACCGCCUGUGGUACAAACACGCCGCCGACUCGGCCGCCGCCUUCAAGGGUCACGACAGCUUCCGCUUCACCCUCAGCGACCUGGACAACGAGUCUCCUGCUCAGAGCUUCUUCGUGUCCGUCCGCACUGUGCAGAAAGGUGACAUCGUGCUGCUGAGCACGGCGGUGCACCUGAGGGAGGGGCAGCGGGUCGUCCUGACCACCGACAUCCUGCUGGCGUCGGACGCCGCGGCUCGUCCCGAGGAGCUGGUCUUCACCGUGACGGUCCCGCCUCGACACGGCCUCGUCCACGCCGUCCGGCGGCCCGGGGUCCCGCUGGGCAGCUUCACGCAGCUGGACGUCGCCGCGCACCGAGUGUGUUACACACACGACAACGGCCACGACGCCGAGUCGGACGCCUUCAGUUUCGUCGUCACCAACGGCGUCUCGUCGCGCUCGGGCUCCCUGCACUUCACCGUGGAGCACGGCGACCGCAUCCCCCCGACCCUCCGCCACAACGCCGGCCUCCGGCUGCAGGACGGCGCCACGGAGACCAUCGGCGGCGAGCGGCUGCAGCUCACCGACCCCGACACGGCCGCCGCCAACCUGAGCUACGUCGUCACGCAGCCGCCGCGCUACGGCAAGCUGCUGCUGAGGGGCGUCCCACUGACUCCGCCCCUGAGGUUCACCCAGACCGACGUGGACGGGCUGAACCUGGCGUACCGGCAGGACCCGGGGAGCCCGGCGGAGGUCGACGGGUUCCACUUCCUGCCGAGCGACGGACACAACAGAGGGUACCUGGAGUUAGGACAGCUGAGAGAAGAGCCCGCUGUGUUUAACAUACAGGUGCAUCGGGUGGACCGGACGCCUCCCAGUCUCACCACCAAACUCAGUCCCAGCUCCGUGGUGGAUUUGGGCGGCGGACGUUUCGGCAUCUUCAUCACCAGCAGACACCUGCAGGCGUCCGACCCCGACAGCCCCACGGACGAGCUGCAGUUCUCCGUCAGCAGACCGCCGCACUUCGGCUUCCUGGAGAACCUCGUCACGGGAGCCUACAUCAGAGGUCGCUUCACCCAGCGGGACGUGGACCGGCGCGCCGUCGUCUUCGUCCUCCCCGUCGACGUGGAGGUGACGGCCGACAGCUUCGAGUUCCGCCUCAGCGACCCGGCGGGAAACGCCGCGCUGCCCGACAUACUGGAGCUGUGCUGGUCUCGCGUGGACUUGUCGGCGACCUGCUACAGAACCUGUGAGACGUCAGGAACUCUUCAGAUCCAGAUCCAGCGCAGUGGGCGGAGCGUGGACCCGGCCUACGUCGCCAUCCAGGUGGAGGAAGGUUCGGCCAAACCCGGCAGAGAUUUCACUCACAGCUCAGCCGGACUGAUCCAGUUCGACCCAGGCGUCAGCGUGAAAACAUGGAACAUUUUCCUGAUCGACGACGGUCUGGAGGAAAACCAUGAGACGUUCACUGUCACACUGAAGAAUCCAAAAAACGCCGUCCUGGGACAGAGAACGUCUGCUAGUGUGGAGAUCAUCGACCCCAGAGGAGGAAGCUGCGACCCAGGCGACCUGGUGGAGGAGGGCGGGAAGCGGCUGCCCCCACCUGCUCGCCUCCCUGACCCUCCCGCCAGGCCGGAGGAGGAGGAGGAGGAGGAGGAGGAGGAGGAGGAUCCCGUCACCGACAUCGAGGCGGAGCUGCUGUGGGAGAACCCGUCUCACCCUCCCAGAGGAGACGUCCCGAACCGCCCGCCCUUCCUGGACUACGGAGCGGAACCACAGGACCAGGCGGCCGCCAGCUACAGCCACACCCCCAACCAUGACCACACCCCCCAGCUCAGACACCCCCCCCUCCCCGGCAGGAAGCCGACGGGGACGAGAGCAGGAAGCAGAGUCCCACAUGGAAAACUACAGGUUCACGUGUCAGAAGAGACGACGCUUGAAAACAAAGUCUGGACGUUCCACAGUCUGAGUCCUCUGCGGCUCGAGGAGCUGAAGCCCGGUGACUCCGGGUGGAGCUGGUCUCCUCACAGUCGCCCCCUGCAGGAGGUGCGAGGUGCAGACGCCCCUCAGAUGGAUCGCCCUGCUCCCAGACACCACCUGGAGCGACACCAGCACAAAAGUGUGAAGUCCGUCAGCAGCUCGUGUCCCGACGGUUGGACUCACUACAGGAGACGUUGUUACAUCAUCAGCCCGUCGGUGGCGAGCUGGGCGAGCGCCGAGAGGACCUGCUCACUGAUGUUCAACAGCAGCCUGACCAGCGUUCGCUCCCGGAGGGACAUGACCUGGCUGUGGAGGUUCGCCGGGAAGAAGCCAUUUUGGAUCGGUCUGUCCGGAGGUUCGAGCGGCUGGAUGUGGUUGGACGGCCGCUCGCCGUCCUUCUCCAGGCUGCAGGGGGCGCCGCAGAGCCGCCGCGGUGGCGGCUCCGACUGCGUGCUGGUUGAAAACCCGCGGAGCUGGAUUCCCACGAGCUGCUCGGCAGAAUCUCAACACGCGUUCGUCUGUUCGUCGCCGGCUGAUCAUCACACUCACUGACAGGCUCUGGGCCCCGUCGUCGUGACGACCGGGGGGAACAAGUCAUAUUUAAUGUUACGCAAUGAUGCUGCUGCUCUGUACAUUAGUCUUCAUAUUUUUGUCAUAAUAAAGAUGCUGCGCAAACCAAAA